AUGUUUAUGACAAUGUGUGUAAUAGUAAUGUCGUUUCAGGGCACCAGUAAGAUACAGUUCCAGUUCGUAGAGAAGCUGUACCUGUGGUCUCCCACCUACUACUCCAAUAUCAAGUCUAUCAGCUCUAUAGUGAACAGUGUCUUAAUGACAAUAUCAAUGCCAUUGAUUGUCACAAAACUCAGACUAUUAGACAUACAAGUUGCUAUUUUGGGUCUCGUGUCACACAUAUCAAAACAUAUAGUGGUUGGAUCCUAUCAGCAACCGAUUGGCUACUAUAUCUCUGUUGCCAUUGGUUCGGUUUCGGGUAUGGUUUCGGUGGCCAUUAGGUCUAAAAUGUCAAAACUCGUCAAAAAAGAGGAAUUGGGAAAAGUAUUCAGUUUGUUAUCAACACUUGAAUCCGUGUCCCCAUUACUGGCAUCCCUGGUCUUUACGUUCAUAUUUGAGUGGAGUUUAGACUUCUUUCCCGGUCUUACGUAUGAAAUAAGCGCUGCCCUAAUGAUUGUGCCGUUGAUUGCUAUGGUUUGGAUUGAUGUGACCAUUGACUCCAAGUUAUUAGUUACAUAA
Messenger RNA from Oppiella nova, 564 nucleotides. NCBI's taxonomy places the organism in Eukaryota, Metazoa, Arthropoda, Arachnida, Sarcoptiformes, Oppiidae. The record is from the annotation of a GenBank genome assembly.